Messenger RNA from Rosa rugosa (rugosa rose), 1134 nucleotides. RefSeq lists its product as uncharacterized. The transcript is spliced from 4 exons. The record is from RefSeq and is a predicted model, not a curated record. Bases 415 to 774 code for a protein of 119 amino acids. NCBI's taxonomy places the organism in Eukaryota, Viridiplantae, Streptophyta, Magnoliopsida, Rosales, Rosaceae.
UGGUAGGGUAUUUAUACUGAGUAUUGCUUCUUGCUUUUCUGGUUUAUCACUUUUUUUCACAACUGCCAUGUAACUUUGGGUUUCUGGCUUCUCUUCUUUUUACUGAGACCUAUCUUCACUUUUUUUUUUCAGCUACUUCGUAUAUGUAAUUUUGGUGACGGAGUCUUCAACAUCAGUGGUAACUCAUUUCAUAUAAGGAUAUUUUGUAGACAAUGUCUAUUGGAAGCAUGUUGUGCACCACAUCGAAGCAUGUAAGGUUGUACUGCAUGGACAUGCUGAGUUUGAGGCAAGUGAUGUUAUCUUAAAGUAGGUUAUUGUUUGGAACAUGGAAACACUACAGAGUGAAGGCACACUGGACGAUCACAUGAUGAUCGUUACUGAUGUUUGAUUUAGAACAAAUCUCCUGAACAGAAUAUGGACAAGUAUGAUGGUGGAGUUUGUAUGAGUUCAGAGUCGAUGAGUAGAAUAGAGGCAAUGUUUGAAGCUGAACUUGAGAGGUUGGGGCUAAACAGGAGUACUUCUACUUUGGAGAGAAGAUUAACUGAUCUCAAUGAGCUUCCAAACAGUGUUCAUCAAGUUUCUGAGGAUUACAUUUGGGAAAGCUCUAUACUUUACAGACCAAUGUUUACAUCAGAGGAAGUGGAGAUUCUCGGUCUAAACCAAUUCUUGCUGGCUAUUUGUCAUGCACACCUUCGGUCAGAAACCAUGUUGCUUCUUCACCAUCAAAGUUUUGAUUUCUCUCUCAGUUUUGGCAGCCAUAAUAUCAGCAACUAGAACUUACCCGGUGGCUCCAAAUGGUCACAGAACACAAGGCCUAGGCGUUUUAGAGAUGAGUGCACCAGCUGUGAACAACAGACUGCUGCUGUUAGAUUUGCAGCACCAGAUCAAGGUGGAAGUGGCUUCUCAGGAUCAUGCUCAUGUUCUAUCAAAGCGUCCUAAAAUCCCACAUUCUGGCCCAAGCCACACGACCAACAAGACACCUAAUUCCUCAAGACAUUACUAAACACUUCUGUUAUUUGUAUAUAGAGAACAGCUUUGGUUAAGAGUAUCAUACAUGAAAUGUGUACAUACAUGAAACAGCUUCAAUUAUACAUAUGUCCAAUAACAUUUGUUGGAACUCGGAAAAACGAAAAA